This is a messenger RNA of Mytilus trossulus (common blue mussel), 3916 nucleotides long. RefSeq lists its product as uncharacterized. NCBI's taxonomy places the organism in Eukaryota, Metazoa, Mollusca, Bivalvia, Mytilida, Mytilidae. The record is from RefSeq and is a predicted model, not a curated record. The coding region runs from base 855 to 2216 and encodes 453 amino acids. The transcript has 2 exons.
CGAUGAAAUAUAUUUUCUUUUAAUAUGUCCUAUUCAGUAAGAAACAGUCGAGGUCGUAACAUCUUUAUUAUUGAAAUUGUCAACUCAAAAUUAGCUUUCAUCUAAAUGUAAUGACAUUUAUUUGUUAAUCUAAACUUAUCUAUUUUUUGCACUCCCUUUUUGAAAAUAAACUCAUCAUAGAUACCAGGAUCAAUAUUUUCCAUUUACGCCAGAUACACCGUUCGUCACAAAAGACUCAUCAGUGACGCUCGAAUUCAAAAAAGUUUAAAAGGCCAAAUAAAGUACGAAGUGGAGGAGCAUUGAGGACCAAAAUCCCUAAAGGUUUUGCCAAAUACAGCUAAGGUAAUUAGUUUUUCAAAAAUUCAAAGACGUGAGAAAAUUCUAGAAAAUAUCGAUGUAGUUUGGACAAUACCAAAAAUCAAACAAAUCUACCAAGAGUUCUCUUAUAUAAUUAUAGGUCUAUUAAUUGAUUAUGAAGACGUAUUUUCUCCUGGUCACAAUGGCUUCAAAAGACUUAAUGUUUUUUGUAAACGUACUUCAAUUACUCUUAUCGUUAUCCUUUACUGUGCUUCAUUUUGUAAAAGUUCAUUUGAUGAUAUAGCUCAAAUUCUAAGCACAUUGAUUGGUUGAUAAAAAUGUUUCCACUUAUCUUAAAACUUUAUUUUUUUCCGGUUUUAUAGAAGUACUUGAAGUGUACUUAAUAUUUAUAACAAUUUUAUUAUAGAAUUAGGGGAGUGUCUCUCUGGAUUAUCAACAUGUUUGAUUGAUAAUAGUAUAUUUUCCUGUGUCAUAUUAGUCAACAAGCCCCGGCAAUUUUGUUUUAGAUAUAUUGAUUGUUACUUGAAAGCGUCUGGAUGAUAAUAAUAAGACACAUUAUCCGUAAAAUGGAAAAUCUUUCAUUGCGAUUAUAUAAUUUUCUGAGUAACAAGCUUGGAUCCGAAGAUACAGUAAGAACAAGACGAACGUAUUAUAUAACACACAAUUAUUUGAGCAAAACAAAAACGCACGUACCGUUUAUCUGUGGAAGUAAGGGGGAAGGUCUAAGCAUGAAAGGCAGUGACACUGAUACAAUUGUCUUCAUUAAAGAUAUGCACAUUGUUGAACAACCUAACAAUAAAGAUGGUUCUAACACAUUUGUAAUGAGGUCUUCUGAUACCAGACCAGGCUUUGCACAGUUAGAGCUGUGUAGUAGUUUCACAUAUUCAGAUGCGUGGUUAAAGAAAAUCGAACAUAAAUCCUUUCUUUCUAGUAGUAAAAUGAUGGAGCAGUUACUUUAUGUUAACAAAGAUUUUAGUGCAUGUAACAUUACCAAUCUACAUGGGCCGUGUAUGUCUACAAGUAAUGAAACACAAGACUUUACGGUGGGGAUAAAGUGCAAAUCAUUCAUUAAACAAGCACAGGAAUGGGUAGGAAGAAAACGACAUUGGCCAACAGAAGUAAUAAAAAAGAUAAUUAUUGAUAGUGGGGUCUGGUUUGUCCCAAUAGGCUACAAGCUGUCGCCAAAUGAAGAUAUAGAAUGGCGAGCCGCAUUCACGGUCGCUGAAGUACUUCUUGUGUUUUCUUUUACCCAUACCCAACUUAUGGUUUAUGCUCUUUUAAAAAUAACAUUGAAAGACUUAAUUGAAAACAAUUGCCAAUUCAAAGAGCUUCUAUGUUCUUAUUUUUUAAAGACCGUUGUUUUCUGGAUUUCAGAAGAAAUUGGGGUCACAGAAUGGGCACCGCAUAACUUUAUGAAUUGCUUUCUAGAAUGCCUUAAACGACUGGAAUACUAUGUUAAAUAUGAUAUCUUGCCGUUUUAUUUCAUAACAGAAAGGAAUAUGCUUGAACAUAGAAUCACUUUACCUGAGUGGAUGAAUUUGAAAACAACAAUAGUUCGGUUGUAUAAAAAAUACCCUGCAUGUCUUGCUUCGUCAAGUUUUAUGUCUGUCUUCUUCCUUGUGCCUCUAUAUGUAAGUGUAUCCCAAAACAUUUUGCCUGCAUUACGUGAAACUGACAUGGUUGACUGUGCCAAAUGUUCCGCCAAUAUUUCCAGUCUUAAUGAAGUAAGGAUUAUGCUUUUAGAUGGUCAGGCUAUCCUGACAUACAUACUUACGCCCAUGCAGGUAUUGGUUAAUAGUUUUGAGCUACUCAAACAAAAACCGACCGGUUUAUAUUCAAGAGUUUAUUCAGUACGAUAUGUCGCGGCGUUGGUACCCGUUUUACCUCUGACGAUGUGACUGGUGGUGGUAAUAAACUACAUUAUCAAAAACUGAAAGAGAUAUUACCAUUUGUUAUCCUAGGAGUACGAAGCGAUGCCGUAUCAGGCUGGAACGUUUUAGCUACAUUCUAUUAUUGCAUAGGUAGAUAUUCAGUUUCACUUAAAAUCACUGACUACGUAUUAUACAAGAUAAAGGAAGCGAAACAAGAGAAACUGUAUUACAGUGAGGAUAAGUUUACCGUCGACUAUUUACCAAGGGGAUGUCAUACUAUUGACUUGAGCGAUAUACACAUAGCUAAUUCAAUGGAGCCGAACGAUUUUUACCGUGGCUCGUUUUUAAUUCCUGAUGAAAUGAAACCAGAAGUAGAAUACAAGAGAUAUAUUCAGAAACCUCCGAUUGUGUACACAUUUUUUAUACGUUUUAUGUGUUCACUAAAGUUAGAGCAGACUCAAAAAUGUUCACAGUCAUUAAGUGAUCUAAAAACAUUAAUUGAAACCAAUACCUAUAUUGGUACUCAUGUUAUGAAAGCAGAAUGUUACACCCUUCUUGGUAUUGCAUACUAUCUGAUGGGUGAUUUGGUGGAAGCAGAAAAUUACCACAAAAAAGCUUUAGUAUCAGAUUAUUCAAGGCAAUUUAGCUAUGUGAAAAAGCUACAAAAAAUACGUAGACAAUAUGAAAUGGGAACGAAAGCCUUGAACAAUUAUUGUCAAACGUCUAUUCAAGAUCCUUUGAUUAUUUUUGAAGAAUAUCUGAAGUCCUUAUGUGAUUAAUUUUUUAAUGGAACAAUACUCACUUUAUGUCAGAUAUCUUCGAAAAUUUGGUUUUAGACGAUGUUUUAUCAGACGGAUUCAACCAAUGUACUCAUACAUUAAAAGGAUGUAUACUCAACAAUGGUUGGAUGUCCAGCAGUUUUAAUAUGUUUCACAGAAUUCGACAAAGUUGUUAAAUUUCUUCUUAAGGUUGCAUUUUUGUAAAUAUUGACAAUGCAAUUUCCCAUAGGAACUCCUUUUACGGCUAAAACUGUACUACUUUUACUAUGAAGUUUGAAAAAAAUCUUAUCCUAGAAUUGAAAGUUCAUUUGCACCACAAUUUUUUCAAAGGUCAAAAUAUAGGACUGUGCGGCAUAUUUUCAACGUUUAUAUGCCCUAAACUUACACUAAUUUUCUUAACUACCCCUACCUCGAAUGAAAGGUUACCACAGAUUUCAAUGUAAACAAUAUGCACGUGUUUUUUUACUGGUAACAUUCCCAAGUUCUGUCUCUGCGAUAUGGAACACAGAGAGCAUAACUGGGAAACAGUAUGUAAACAAAAUUAAUUUUCUAUGAAUAUUCAAUUUCUCCCCAAAAGAGGAGGGUUUUCAGAAACAGCUGUAUUUACAAAGUGCAACCUAUAGUCUUGGUUUUUGGCAGUUGACAUUAUGGAAAUUAAAUUAAGACUAAAUGAUAACCUAAAAUGUUUAGAGGUGAAAUUAAGUGGUAAAGACUGCUCACUACAAAUAUGCUAACUUGCCGAUGAUGCAACUCUUAAAUCACCAAAAGAUGUUAGUUUAGCAAUGAAUAUAAUUAAAACCUUUGGUAGCUUCUCAGAAUUACAAUUAAACAGAAUUAUUUUGGUUGAGGAAACUUACACAUAGUAGAGACAAAUUGGAAAACAGAUAACAUUAAAAGUCUUGGCUUUUACUUUGGUUAUAACAGCCAAGACUCAAAAAAUGAAAACUG